Messenger RNA from Didymodactylos carnosus, 1644 nucleotides. The record is from the annotation of a GenBank genome assembly. NCBI's taxonomy places the organism in Eukaryota, Metazoa, Rotifera, Eurotatoria, Philodinida, Philodinidae.
AUGUCUGAUUUUAAACAACUCCAUAUUGAAAGAUCCAUUGAUGAUCGUAGUAUUUUGUCAGAUGAUAAUUUGUAUUGGCAAGGCCUGAAUGAAGGCCACCCGGUUACAUUUCGUGAAUAUGGUCCUGUGACAAAAAUUGAUGUUGCUCCAAUUAAAGAACAAUGGGUAUCCAUCACAGAUUCAACGCGGGUUCAGAUCUAUUCACCCGAAUCGUUAACAUUAGUACGCUCAUUUUAUUCAUUUAAAGAAACAGUUUACUGUGGAACAUUUCGUUCCGAUGGACGUUUAUUAUGUGCUGGUGCUAAAGAUGGUCUCGUUCGCGUGUUUGAUUUUGAAACACGUUCACAAUUACGUUUGUUUAAAGAACAUCAAGGUUCACCAGUACAUUGUACGUAUUUUUCACGUGAUAAAAAUUUUAUUAUUACUGGGUCUGAUGAUCGAACGGUACGGAUAUUUGAUUUGGCAACAGAAAAAGAAUUUUCAACAUUUUCAAAUAUUCAUACAGAUUACGUUCGUGCGUUAGCACCGGGUCAGAUGAAUUCAAAUUUAUUACUGAGUGGUAGUUAUGAUCAUACCAUGAAAUUACUUGAUAAACGGACUGGUACAAGUGUUUUAUCUGUGGAUCAUGGACAUCAAAUUGAAUCGGUACUUGUUUAUUCAAAUGAGACAUUAGCGAUAACAGCGGGAGGUCCAUGUGUAAAAGUAUGGGAUUUACUGGGUGGAGGAAGAUUAUUGGCAAAUUUAUCAAAUCAUCAUAAAAGUAUAUUGUGUACAGCAUUUAGUAGUGAUCAACACUAUAUAUUAUCAGGUGGAUUGGAUCGACAUAUUAAAGUCUAUGACGCAACAACAUUUCGUGUUGUACACACACUACAAUAUCCGGAUGCUGUUUUGUCAAUGGCUAUUUUAAACCCCGAUGAUAAAGCACUGUUAGUGGGUAUGCCAGGUGGAUUGUGGUCAAUGAGACGGAGAACAGGACAGUUAGAUAAUAAUAAUGGAUAUAUAAUUAACAAUGCUACAACUACUACGAAUAUUACAAUUUCAAACGAAGAUAAUGAUAGAAAAAUGCAAACAACAGAUGAUACAAAGUCAAUAACAUCAUCAUCAGAAUCGAGACGACGUAGAAAACGGCGAUUUUUUCCAAGCGGCAUUGCAACUCCUGUACUGGAUUCAUCUGAUCAUCUUGUUAGUGCCAAUCGUCGUCCACAUUUGGAAGCAUAUGAUAAUUAUUUACGAAAAUUUCGUGCUUCAUCCGCACUGGAUGCGGCAUUUACAGCCAGUCUUAAACAUCGUCAACCAGAACUUGCUAUAAUUGUGCUCAAAGAAUUAUUUCGUCGAAAUAUGAUUAAGCAAGCCCUAGCUGGUAGAGAUGAUACAUCAUUGUUAAAAAUUGUCCGUUUUAUACAAAAACAUUUUUCUAAAGCGAAUGCUAUGCCGACAUUAAUUGAUGUUACCUAUUUGUUAUCACAAAUUUAUAUUAAAGAGUUGAUGAGAAAAGGAAAGAAUACAAAAGCAAUAAUGAAAUUGAAAGAUUUAAUUAGUCAAGAACUAAGAUAUCAAUCAGAAUUAAUGAGAACAAAAGGUGCGAUUGAAACAAUUCUGCUUGGAAUGGAUACACAAGGAACGACAACUAUGAACGCUGCUUGA